AUGCCACCGUGUGCAGGCCUCCGAGCACACGUCGAGCUAUCCCGCAUCUCUGGCUACAUUGUUUGUGAAACAUUCAAAAUCGCCCCGAGACACUACCAACGUGGAUAUUCGACCCUACACGUGGAUAAGGCUCUGGAAUUGCUCGAAGACUGGAAGCUGCAAUUGCCACCGGUACUAGCUGUCCACAUAGACGCUGAUCCUGCGGUUCUCUCUCUGCAUCUAGCUUCGAACCAGCUCAUUGUCCUCGCAACUCGACCGAUCCUACUUGCCGCUGUCAAGCAAGCUGUUGCUGAACGCUACAUGAACGGCCAAUGGUCUGUGCAGCAACACGCGCAUAGCAAAUAUAUUCAAGCUUGCUCAGAGGCUGCCCAGCGUAAUUUGUCGUCAGCUCAACGAUUGCGGUCAACGAGGAAGCUACUGCAGGCCGGUUUGCACUUCGUCUUCAACGCAGCUGUUAUCCUGAUACUAGAUCGGAUUCUUCACUCUUCUAGCACCGAAGCCUCACCGGCUCUGCUCAACACCGCAGUGUAUGCCUCCGAGAUAGACUUUGCCAUGCGCACCUUUGAGGAGGAGUCAAGAACGGGUACCAACUACCCCAGAGACUGCUACAAAGUUUUACAAGAUCUCAAAGCUCUAGUUGAUCGCUACCUGUCUCAUGGCCAUGGACACUUCGAGCAAGGAAAUGACCCUGGUCUAGUCAUUAGUACUCCUGGACCGCAGUACAGUGCCCAGCGAGGCCCAGAAAUCCAAGGAAGUACAUCGAACAUGACAGCAGGUACUGUCUACCAGGAGCUGCGAACCUGGAUGCAAAGUGACGGGCUAAAGCUACAUAACAGCUUACUCAUUUGA
This is a messenger RNA of Alternaria postmessia, 849 nucleotides long. RefSeq lists its product as uncharacterized. The transcript has a single exon. The record is from RefSeq and is a predicted model, not a curated record. NCBI's taxonomy places the organism in Eukaryota, Fungi, Ascomycota, Dothideomycetes, Pleosporales, Pleosporaceae. The coding region runs from base 1 to 849 and encodes 282 amino acids.